This is a messenger RNA of Yarrowia lipolytica CLIB122, 1545 nucleotides long. RefSeq lists its product as uncharacterized. Gene Ontology annotation, molecular function: glutamate-tRNA ligase activity; tRNA binding; ATP binding. Gene Ontology annotation, biological process: glutamyl-tRNA aminoacylation. NCBI's taxonomy places the organism in Eukaryota, Fungi, Ascomycota, Dipodascomycetes, Dipodascales. Gene Ontology annotation, cellular component: mitochondrion. The record is from RefSeq and is a predicted model, not a curated record.
AUGACGUUGUGGAUGCGCACAGGCCCGCGUCUGGCCUUGCCACGUGUCCGGCAGCCAUUGGCCGUGCAGAUACAGACCCGACACAGCUCGUUCAGCCUGCGAAAAGCCACCGAUAAGAAGAAGACCCCCAACCCGGCUAAACAGUCACAGGGGCCUGAACGAACCCGAUUCGCGCCGUCGCCAACAGGCCUGCUGCAUCUCGGCUCGUUGCGAACGGCCCUCUACAACUACCUGCAGGCCAAGGUGACGGCGGGACAGUUCCUGCUGCGAGUGGAGGACACAGAUCAGACCCGACUGGUGCCUGGGGCCGAAGAACAUCUGUACCAGACUCUGGACAAGCUGGGGAUCAAGGCUGACGAAAGCCCCAAGGUGGGAGGACCCUACGGACCGUACAAACAGUCGGAGAGAUCGGACAUUUACAGAAAGUACGUGGACCAGCUGCUGGAGUCUGGACAUGCGUACAAGUGCUACUGUUCCAAGGACCGACUGGAUGAUCUGCGAGACAGUGCGCGGGCUCUCGUGCCUCCUUCCAUGGCCUCAUACGACCGAAAGUGCGCGCAUGGCGUGGCUUCCGACUCCAACAACGGAGAAUAUGUCGUGCGUUUCAAGGCCCCCGACCUAUACCCUUCUUACACGGACGAAUUGCAUGGACAGGUGAACAUCCAGGUGCAGAGAAACGCCAACGAUACCCGGUUUGACGACAUUGUGCUUCUCAAGAGCGACGGACUGCCCACUUACCAUCUUGCCAAUGUCGUUGACGACCACCUCAUGAAGAUCACCACGGUUAUUCGGGGCGAAGAAUGGAUGCCCUCCACCCCCAAGCACAUUGCUCUGUAUGAGGCGUUUGGCUGGACCCCUCCUCGGUUUGUGCACAUUCCCCUGCUGACUUCUGUGGACAACAAGAAGCUCAGUAAGCGGUCUGGGGACAUCGACGUCAUGUCUCUUCUUGAGAACGGCUAUCUGCCCGAGGCCAUUCUCAACUUUGUCCUGCAUUUCGGCUGGUCCCACAACCACAUUCAGGCGUCGGAUCGAAUCGGUCUGUCGCGAAUGGAGCAGAUUUUCGACCUCAAGACCCUUACCAAGGGCAAUGCCAAGGUCGACUUCAGCAAGCUUGUCUACUACAACAAGCACUACAUGUAUGGUCGAAUCAAAAACCCGGGAGACAAGGAGUGGAUCAAGCCGUACUACGAGGCCAUGAAGAAGGAGACGGGCACCACCAAGACGCUGGACGACUGCCUGACCGCCAUGGAGAUCAUGAAGGGUUCCUUUGGCAACGUGGAGGAGUUUGUAACCACCUGUCGGUUCCUGUUUGAGCGGCCCAUGCGGCCCAUGCUCACUCUGGAGGAGGAGAAGAUGGUUCGAACCAUUGCAGAGGCCAAGGACGUCAAGAUGGGCAUUGCUAUACUGGAUACCCGAUACGAUAAGAAGCAGAUUUACCAGGUGCUUCGUAAGGUCAUUGCUGACGGCACUCCGGGGGCGAGCAUGGACAAGAUCCGGUGGUUUCUAGGCAAGGAGGAGGUUCAGGCGAGAUUGGAGGGGUUUUAA